ACUACGGCGUGUUAUGUUGCGUAUUCACAAGAGAAUCCACUGUCUAGUUCAUGAAUGUCAUUGUAAAUUGGCUAAAUGGCUUUGUGAAAAUUAUCGUAUAAUAAUAUUACCAGAAUUUCAUACUCAAAGAAUGAUCAGGCGUGGGCAACGACGUAUUUUAAGUGGCUCAGAUAUACAAAGAAAUGAGAAUUCAUCACGAGAUUUACCCCAAUGUUUAGAAA
Messenger RNA from Dentiscutata heterogama, 221 nucleotides. The record is from the annotation of a GenBank genome assembly. Lineage: Eukaryota; Fungi; Glomeromycota; Glomeromycetes; Diversisporales; Gigasporaceae.